Messenger RNA from Xenopus tropicalis (tropical clawed frog), 2516 nucleotides. RefSeq names its product POU class 3 homeobox 1 (gene pou3f1). Gene Ontology annotation, molecular function: DNA-binding transcription factor activity, RNA polymerase II-specific; DNA-binding transcription factor activity; DNA binding. NCBI's taxonomy places the organism in Eukaryota, Metazoa, Chordata, Amphibia, Anura, Pipidae. Gene Ontology annotation, biological process: regulation of DNA-templated transcription; brain development; regulation of transcription by RNA polymerase II. The transcript has a single exon. The record is from RefSeq and is marked provisional. The coding region runs from base 35 to 1162 and encodes 375 amino acids. Gene Ontology annotation, cellular component: nucleus.
CUGGGAAGUGGCAGUCAGUAAAGGAGUAGGAGCCAUGGCAGCAACUGCUCAGUACCUGCCGAGGAAUAACAGCUUGCCUUCCAAUCCGCUCAUGCAUCCGGACUCUGACAGGAUGCACCAAGGUACCACCUACAGAGAGGUGCAGAAGAUGAUGCACCAAGAGUAUUUACAAGGCUUGGCCACUAACGCCGGGCAUCCCAUGAGUCUUACCCAUCACCAGUGGCUGCCCAAUCCUGCCAGCGACUGGGGCAGCGGAUCCCAUCUGGGCGCACAGGCGGAGCAUGGGAAAAGUGGGGUGCAGAGUAGCCGGGAGGACCUGAGCAGCAGCUUCCAUCACCACAGGUCGCACCUGGUUCAUCAACAGACUCCCAGCAGUCAUGCAUGGGCACAGAGCGGGGGGCAUCACCUGCCUCCCAUGUCCCCCGGCUCAAACAGCCACCAGCCCCUUAUCUACUCGCAGUCCUCUUACACUAACCUGAAUGGCAUGCUGGGACCCCAGGCUUCCUCUUUGCACCACAGCAUGAGAGACCCCUUGCACGAUGACCCCGGAGUUCUUGAUACUCACGUAGAGUCCCCUCCUCAGCAUCUCAGCCACCAUCAGGACCACUCAGACGAAGACGCCCCUAGCUCCGAUGACCUGGAACAGUUUGCCAAACAGUUCAAACAGAGGAGAAUCAAGCUGGGCUUCACACAGGCAGAUGUGGGCUUGGCCCUGGGCACCCUCUAUGGGAACGUCUUCUCCCAAACUACUAUCUGCAGGUUUGAAGCGCUGCAACUGAGUUUUAAGAACAUGUGCAAACUGAAGCCCCUACUGAACAAGUGGUUGGAGGAGACAGAUUCCACAACGGGGAGCCCCACUAACCUGGACAAGAUCGCAGCCCAGGGCAGGAAAAGAAAGAAGAGGACCUCCAUUGAAGUUGGGGUGAAGGGGGCAUUGGAGAACCAUUUCUUAAAGUGCCCCAAGCCCUCAGCUCAUGAGAUCACAUCCCUGGCAGACAGUCUCCAAUUGGAGAAGGAGGUGGUGAGAGUUUGGUUUUGCAACAGAAGGCAGAAAGAGAAAAGGAUGACCCCAGCAGGGGUCCCUCACCCCCCCAUGGAGGAUGUGUAUUCACAAGCAGAGACCCCUCCACUCCAUCACACACUGCAGACCUCAGUACAAUGACUAAGAAAUAUAUAAAAGAGGGGAAUUGUGAGGGGGUGGGAUGAAGUAAGUACUUUUGGAUUUUACAAAAGAAUAUAGUUACAGGACCCUUAGGAAAAGACUGGAAAAUCUCUUGCCAGAAGACAAAUAUAAGACACGCAAACCACAAUAAAAGCAAACAAACAAAAAAAAAACCUUUCCCAAUUCUGUUUGGUACAACUCCGCUCAUCUAGUGUUCUUGUUCCUUCUUGAAGGUAAAAGGAAAAAAGGGGUGGGUGCCAUUUAUUAACCAGAAAUCCGAGGGAUAAGUUCAAAAUUCUAUGAACUGUGAAUAUUUUUUAUUAUUGUAAAUGUAAAUUCUCAUUCUCACAAAGACUUUGGUAGCUUUGAAUGGAUAUAUGUGUGUUAUUUAUUAAAUAGUCAGUUAACCCCUAAAGUUCUGUAAAAGGGCAUAUCUUUGGCUUGGAAAGGGGUUUUUAGAUACCCCUGCUGUUUAAAACACGAAAAAGUAUAUAUUUAUUUGGGAUUCAAAAAUGAUUAAAUCACUCAUCUUUGUUUUAUCUAAAAGAUAACAUAUCCAAAGGUUCUUGUUUUAUUUUAUUUUUUUCCUUUUUGUCAUGAAUUUAUGAUUCUUUCUCUUGUCAGGGGCAAAUCAUUGCCUGAGAAAGUUCAUGCUGCACUAGCAUUUCUCUGACUUUCCUGCCACACAAUUCUUUACAAUGGGAUCUGCAAUGAAGUAAUUUUACAAUAUCAAUUGUUAAUGCUAUUUUGUACCCAUUUUCAUUUACUUGCUGCUCCUAACAAAAAAAAAAUCACAUGCCACAUGUUUAAGUUCUUUAGCAUGGCAUUUUAUAUUUGUGCCCAAAAGAAUAAACCCAACAAACAGCUCACAAAUCUCCAAAGGCUUCUGAAAAUAGUUUGUGUACAAAAAAGAGGGGGAAGAUAUAGAAAACCAACAAACACAAAAAACAGACAUAUUCCAUUAUAAAGCAAAUAAACUCUAAAGAAGAUUUUUAACUGAAUUGUAAAUAUGUGUUAUAUGUAUACAUAUGUACGUUUUUGAAAUUUGUGUGAUGAUGUUUUUGUUUGUUUCUGGUUUUUUUUUUCAUUCUACACACUUUUGUACAUUUACUAAUUUGAAGAGGAUAUUUUAAUAUUAUUUCCAUAUAAACUUGACCCCCCCCCUACUAUUUAUUUUGUCAGUUUUUGUUUUCAAGUUUGGCUCUGUAAAUUACUUUGCAAUAUAUAUAUUUUUUUUGGUUUGGUGAAUUCUGUUUGUAACUUUUACAAAUAUAGAUUUUGCAAUUUUACUUUUUAUAUUUAUGUUAAAGUAAUAUGGUAUUACUUACAUAAAAAGGAAGCCCUUUUAAAAAAA